Molecule: messenger RNA, 3465 nt
Organism: Micropterus dolomieu (smallmouth bass)
Lineage: Eukaryota; Metazoa; Chordata; Actinopteri; Centrarchiformes; Centrarchidae
Gene: plod3
Product: procollagen-lysine, 2-oxoglutarate 5-dioxygenase 3
Exons: 19
Coding region: 99-2318 (739 amino acids)
Biological process (GO): peptidyl-lysine hydroxylation
Cellular component (GO): endoplasmic reticulum
Molecular function (GO): iron ion binding; L-ascorbic acid binding; procollagen-lysine 5-dioxygenase activity
Source: RefSeq, a predicted model, not a curated record
GCGGAGAGAGGAGCUGAUGGAGUGAAGACGGCGGAGGAGAAAGAGGAGUAAAGUGAAGCUUUUCAGUCUGAGCAGAGCCGCGAGUUCAAACAGCAGCCAUGUCGUCUGCAUCUUCUUCUUCUUCUUCGUGUCUUGUCCUCGGCCUGCUGGCUCUCGCCUUCCUCAGGAGCUCCGAGGCCGAACAGCGGAGGCUCUCUGCAGAAAACCUGCUGGUGGUCACCGCGGCAACAGAGGAGACCGACGGCUUCAUCCGCUUCAUGAGGACGGCCAGAGAGUUCAACUACACCGUGAAGGUCCUGGGUCUGGGGGAGGAGUGGAAGGGGGGUGACGUGGCUCGGACGGUGGGUGGAGGUCAGAAGGUCAGAUGGUUGAAGAAGGAGCUGCUCAAACACUCGGACAAGAAGGACAUGGUCGUCAUGUUCGUCGACAGUUACGACGUGAUCUUCACGUCGGGCCCGGAGGAGCUGCUGUCCAAGUUUUCUCGUCUGGGUCACCGGGUGGUUUUCUCAGCCGAGGGGUUCUGCUGGCCCGACCAGAGACUGGCCUCCAAAUACCCAGAGGUGCAUUCUGGGAAACGCUACCUCAACUCAGGAGGCUUCAUCGGCUUCGCCUCUGAUCUCAGUUCGAUCGUCCAGCAGUGGAAGUACAAAGACAACGACGACGACCAGCUUUUCUACACCAAGAUCUACCUGGACAAGAAGCAGCGGACCAAGUUCAACAUGACUCUGGACCACCGAUCCCGGAUCUUCCAAAACCUGAACGGAGCUGUCGAUGAAGUCGUCUUGAAGUUUGAGAGGGCGAGGGUCAGAGCGAGGAACGUCGCCUACGACACACUACCCAUCGUUAUCCAUGGCAACGGACCCACCAAGCUGCAGCUGAACUACCUGGGGAACUACGUGCCCACAGCGUGGACCUUCGAGAACGGCUGUGGGAUCUGCGAUGACGACCUGCUGCUGUUCAACGACACGCCUGAUGAGGAGAUGCCCCUGGUGUAUGUCGCCGUGUUCAUCGAACACGCGACCCCCUUCAUGGAGGAGUUCUUGGACCGGCUGACGACGCUCAACUACCCGAUGGCGAGGAUCCGCCUCUUCAUCCACAACAACGUCGUGUACCACGAGCGUCACAUUCAGAAGUUCUGGGAGCGCCACCGGGCGCUGUUCCCCAACGCCCGGCUGGUCGGACCAGAGGAGAACCUGCAGGAGAACAAGGCCAGAGACAUGGCAGUCGAGGCGUGUAAGAAGGAUCCGGACUGUGAUUACUACUUCAGCAUUGACUCUGACGUGGCCUUGACGAACCCCGACACGCUGAGGAUACUAAUCGAGGAAAACAAGUCAGUAAUAGCGCCCAUGUUGUCCAAACACGGGAAGCUGUGGAGUAACUUCUGGGGCGCUCUGAGUCCUGAAGGAUACUACUCCAGGUCUGAAGACUACAUCGAGAUCGUCCAGGCAAAGAGGAUUGGUCUGUGGAAUGUCCCGUACAUCACUCAGGCCUACCUGAUCAAAGGCAGCGUGCUGCGGUCCAAACUGUCCCAGGUGAGCCUGUACGUGGACCGGGAGAUGGACCCUGACAUGGUGUUCUGCAGGAGCAUCAGAGACCAGGGAGUCUUCAUGUUUGUGUCAAACCGCGACGAGUUUGGCCGUCUGGUGGCGUCGGCCAACUUCAACACGUCCAGGCUGCACCCGGACAUGUGGCAGAUCUUCGACAACCCCGUGGACUGGAAGGAGAAGUAUAUCCAUGAGAACUACACCAAGAUCUUUGAAGACCAGAAGACCUUCGUGGAGCAGCCCUGUCCAGAUGUUUACUGGUUUCCAGCCUUCUCAGAGAAGAUGUGCGAUCAGCUGGUGGAGACCAUGGAGCACAACGGUCAGUGGUCCGGAGGAUCACACAAGGACGAGCGUCUGGCCGGAGGGUAUGAAAACGUCCCAACUGUGGACAUCCACAUGAACCAGAUCGACUUUGAAAAGGAGUGGCUCAAGUUCCUCAAGGACUACAUCGUCCCCGUCACCGAAAAACUCUAUCCUGGCUAUUACCCGAAGGCCCAGGCCAUCAUGAACUUUGUGGUGCGUUACCGUCCUGACGAGCAGCCGUAUCUGCGGCCGCAUCACGACUCCUCCACCUUCACCAUCAACAUCGCCCUGAACAGGAAGAACGUCGACUACGAGGGUGGAGGCUGCAGGUUCCUGCGUUACGACUGUAAGGUGGAGUCUCCCAGGAAGGGCUGGUCUUUCAUGCACCCGGGCCGCCUGACGCACUACCACGAGGGUCUGCCCACCACCAAAGGAACCAGAUACAUCAUGGUGUCCUUCGUGGACCCCUAAGACUGACGGGGACUGUGUGAGUGUGUUGAAGAGCCUUCCUGGUCACGGAUCGGUCGACCAACCAACCACUUCAACUGGUCUACUCUGUGUGUGUGUGUGUGCUUGUUUUACUGUAUUCAUGGGGUCCAAAAACCAGGGGCCCGCUAUACUUGUGGGGUCAGGCAGCUUUGUAGAGACCAAAAUGCUGGACCCUACAAGUUUAGAGGGCUGUUUGAGGGCCAGGACUUAGUUUCAGGGUUCAGGUUUGGGGCCCCAUGAAGAUAGUGACACAACGCUCUGUGUGUGUGUGUGUGUGUGUGUGUGUGUGUGUGUGUGUGUGUGUGUGUGAACAUAGUCAACCUCAUCACAGAUACGGCGGCGGAUUAGACGUGAUGACCGUGAAUGCAUCGUUUCAAGACUUCUUAUUUAAUUUUAAGUUUGUCUUUCUGACUUCUGAUUGGACGAUCCAGCCCCACCUGCUUUCACACCUGACGCGCCUUCCCCUCUGACCCGGCUUUGCACGACCUUCAGCGGGGGUCAGACGCAAGACCCUGAACGCACCGUUGCAGGACUUUUCAGAAUAAGAGUCACUUUAUUUAGCCUUCAUUUAGUGACGAGCAGAUGUGCAUUUCAAAAUAAGAGUCACCGUGCUGCCUUAUCUCACGACACUACCUGAAUCUAUGCAAGCAGAACGCACUCCAACUGUGUGCGUGUGAACGACCAUCAGCUGUUACACUCCGUCAGAUGUUUUUGGCCUUUAAGAGUUUGAUUCCCCCAAACAGUUAAUGUGAAGUAAAGUGAGGAUCAGACGAGACGCUUUGAAAACAUUAAAGGCCUUUUUAUAUCUCUGUAUUUUAUUCUUCAGCUUUAGCUGUUUAAAUCCAUUUCUUUGUCUUUCCAUCAUGUAGUUGAAUAUUUUUUUUCCCCCAUCGUCGCGGUGUGAACCCGUAGGUUCCUCUCAGUAUUUCUCUGUAUUUAAAAAUGUUUUGAUGAUUUUUGAGGAACGGUUCCUUAAGAACGGGACUUACGAGGUUUCCACCCGACGCUGCCUUCAGUUUUCUGUCGAUACGAGGAGUCAGCGCUCUGGCUUUGUACAAACUGCAUUAAAUUAUUUGUUAAUGACUGAACGAAUAAAGUUUUGAGAUUUUAAUAAAUAAGUUUUCUGUCA